Molecule: messenger RNA, 3276 nt
Organism: Myxozyma melibiosi
Lineage: Eukaryota; Fungi; Ascomycota; Lipomycetes; Lipomycetales; Lipomycetaceae
Product: putative oligopeptide transporter
Exons: 2
Coding region: 300-2939 (879 amino acids)
Biological process (GO): transmembrane transport
Cellular component (GO): plasma membrane
Molecular function (GO): oligopeptide transmembrane transporter activity
Source: RefSeq, a predicted model, not a curated record
UGAAGCUGUGGCACGAGCUUGUGAGUCCUCGAGAAGCGGCACAGUGAGCCCAUAUCAAAAAACAAUCCUUGGCUCGAUACCCAUUUUCUUGGAAGGAAAUCAACUCGACUACUAUCUUCUCUGAUAAGCCUAACUGGUUCUGAUAGCAUCAUACCUGCUCCUUAUCACGGAAACUGAAAACCAUUAUCUGUUCUACUCUCUAUCGCCAUUCAUAAACUGUCCUCUACGCAUCAUCUCUUGCGACCCACUUUGCCUUACUGUCAACCCUUCUUCCUACCUUCCCAAUACCCUUUACAGCAAUGACUUCGAAAGACGAGAAAUCUGUUGUUAGUGCUGUCGAGCUUAACGUUGAGCGGGAUGUGCGCUUUCGUGGCUAUGAUCCUGCUCUCGUUUCUGAGAAGUCUGACGCCCAAUUUCGGACUGAUUCCAUCAAGUCUGAUAACCACUCGGUUGAUCCGCUUCAUCGUGAAAAGAUCGUUUCGCGACUUCGAUUGAUGAACAAUGUUGGCGACACCGGCGACGAGGAUGCACUGGCUGAUCGUGCUUCGCACUUCUUAUACGACCGCAUGCUCGAAACUUCGCUCGAAGAAGCUCUCGAGAUUCUGAGGAAUGUUCUUGUCGUCCAUUAUGGAGAUGUCAAUUUUGAGCAAGAAACCUAUGAGAAGAUCAAGCUUCUUGUUGCGGGUCAGGAUGCGUACGGGACAGACCUCGAGACGUACGAACUUGACACUCGUCUCGAAGCUGUUGUGAUUCAUUAUCACUCGCCAUACCCCGAGGUUCGUGCCGUCACCGAUCCGUUCGACGACCCUACGAUCGCAGUCGAGACUAUUCGCGCGUAUGUUAUUGGGACUCUUUGGGUUGCCAUUGGGAGCUUCAUCAACGAGUUCUUCAUCUUUCGUCAGCCUGCCCUCAAGUUGCCGUCUACCGUUAUCCAGCUUCUGCUAUUUCCUUCUGGGAAACUGUCUCAGCUGCUUCCAGACUGGGGCUUCACGUUCAGAGGAACGCGCUACUCUCUCAACCCGGGCCCUUGGACUUUGAAAGAGCAGAUGCUUGCAACGAUUAUGGUCAACGUUGGUUCCCAAAGCUCUAAUUGGAUGAGCAUGGUUGUCGCACUGAAGCACGAACGUUUCUUUGGCUACAAAUGGGUCUCCUUUGGUUUCGCGUGGACUAUGAACUUUGCUAGUCUGUUUUUCGGAUACGGUCUGGCUGGAAUGAUGCGCAAGCUGGUUAUCUUUCCUGUCAAGGCGGUUUUCCCAAACAUCUUGCCUACCCUUGCGCUGAGCCGGGCAUUGGUUGUCAAAGAGACCAAAACUUCGAUCAACGGUUGGACGAUCACAAGACAGAAGUUUUUUUAUAUUGUGUUCAUUACGUCUCUGCUCUACUUUUUUAUCCCAUCGUUUCUGUUCAAGUCACUCAGCGUCUUCAACUGGAUGACAUGGAUAGCGCCCCGCAGCAAACUGCUGGCAAUGGCUACUGGCUCUUACUUGGGCCUUGGGGUCAACCCUCUUCCGACAUUCGAUUGGUCAGUGAUCAACUAUGGCAGCCCUUUGGUCUAUCCUUUCUUUGCGUUUAUGAACAAGUUUUUGGGAAUUCUCAUCACGGGAAUUAUUAUGGUCAUUCUGUACUGGACGAAUCACCGCUGGACUGCAUAUUUGCCUAUGAACGUCAACACUGUUUACGACUCCCAGGGAAACACCUACAAUCUGUCAAAAAUCUUGGACUCAAACAAUAAGUUCUCUCAAGAACUUUAUGAGAGCUACUCUGCGCCUUACAUCUCGUCUGGCCAUGUUGUGGGCACCGGAGGGCUGUGGGCUGUGUACACAUGCACGUUUGUGUACGUCUGCAUCUCGGAAUACAAGCUGCUCUGGGAGUCUUUGAAGAUGAUGUGGACUUCACUCCGUCAUCCACGCCGCGCAGCACUGCAGGACUUUGACGACCCUCAUUCGAAGAUGAUGUCCUCAUAUGAUGAAGUCCCCGAUUGGUGGUAUAUCGUUAUCUUUAUCAUUGGCGUUGGUACCGGAUUUGCUGCCAUUUUUGGUUGGCCGACCACUGUUCCGAUAUGGACCGUUAUCGCGAUUUUCCUUUUCAAUAUCGGAAUGCUUAUGCCUACUCUUGUCGUGCUGUCAAGAAGCGGUGUAUCUAUGGGAUUUGGCGCCUUUUCAGUCAUUCUGGCGGGUUAUAUGGAUCCUGGAAAUCCAAUCACUAAUGUCGUGAUUCGCAUGUGGGGUUACAAUAUCGACGAGCAGGCUGAGAGCUUCAUUGGAGAUCAGAAGAUCGCGCAUUACUCUCGAAUUCCGCAGAAGGCAGCUUUCCGGGCUCAGUGUCUGGCGACAUUGAUCCAAUGCUUCUGCUCUGUGGGUGCAGUCGAGGCUUUGUUCAGUUCAGUCGCCGAUUUUUGCAGUACGACUCAGAAGGAUAAAUUCGUGUGUGCUUUCCCACGCACAGUUUAUUCGGACGCGAUCAUGUAUGGUAUCAUUGGUCCACAGAGAGUUCUUUCAGGCCUUUAUCCUGCUCUUAAAAAUGCGUUUUGGAUUGGCGCAGCCCUCGCGGUUCCGUUUGGACUUUUGCGCUUGAAAUAUAGGAAUAAGUGGACGUGGUUUGAUCUUCCUCUCAUUGGUUACGGCACGAUUUUCUGGGGUCAGACAUACAAUCUGACUUACUACAUUCCUGGCUUCUACUUUUCCUUCUUCUUCAUGUGGUACUUGCGCAAACGAUAUACCGGUUGGUGGUCAAAGUACAACUAUAUUCUUACGUCCGGACUGUCUGCUGGUGUUGCUUUUGGCGGAGUCAUUAUCUUUGCAGCAUUACAGUAUCCUCAGGUGAACCUAUCGUGGUGGGGAAAUGACGUGUAUGCGGCAGGAGUUGAUUAUGAGCGGACAGCCUCUCUUUUGGAUAUUCCUGAGGAGGGAUUUGGACUUCCUAUUGGAUCAUUUGAGUAAACGUCGUCAUGACACGAAUAUAUUCUUCUUUAUAAUCUGGAUCUGUACCCGUAUCUGUACCUAAGUAGAUCUGAUGUUAUAACGACAACGUCAUAAUAUCGACGUCAUGACGCCUUUCCUUUUCACUCGAUUUGUAAAAAUAAAGAUCUCAAACAGUGCGCGACCAAUGCAGUUAGUUUUUUGCCGUUGACGAUUGAGGGUAGACAGGACGCGUCAGACCGUUUGGUUGGCUCUAAAUACCAAAUGCUAGAAUCAAACGGCCUGGCUAUGACGUCAUAUAGUGUGUCCCGUUAUCUCUAGCUCUAGAGCAUUUACCAUCCCCGCUGAAGUGGUCAGA